AUGGAUUCUAUAGACAACAUGAAAGUUGAACAAUCUAGUCCAAUACAAAAUACAAAUCUAUUUAGUCGAUUUAGUAGUGUAAGAUCCCUACAUCCUAGACAUCAUAGUAGUAGCAGUAGUCAUGAAGAUGAUGACAGUGAAGACAAAGGUUCACCAAAUAAUUACACAGAAAAGCGACGAGAAGCUCAUAUCCAAUCUGAACAAAAACGUCGUGAUGCCAUAAAAAAAGGCUAUAAUUGUUUACAAGAUUUAGUUUCAACUUGUCAGCAAACUGAUAUCAGCGGUUACAAACUCAGCAAAGCAACAGUGUUACAAAAAUCUGUAGAUUAUAUACAAAAUUCAUUGUGGCAAAAUAAAAUAUUUGAAAAAGAACGAAAUGCUUUACAAAAAGAAGUUGUUGCAUUACGAAUAAUGCAUACUAAUUAUGAACAAAUGGUAAAUGCUCAACAAAUUCCAAUGGGUCACGUUGAAGCUAGAAUUCCCGACGAAGAAAAAUUUCAAAUGUUUCAGAAUAUUAUCGAUGGAUUGUUUUUUACAUUUCGUAACAUUAAUGUAAACGAUUUUACUGAACUUUCUGCUUGCGUAUUCAGUUGGGUUGAAGAACACUGUAAACCUCAGACAUUACAAAAUUUAAUAGAAACUGUUAUUGAAAAGGAAACUAAGAGUCAUACAACUACCUCGUUCGACAAAACUUCACCAUAA
Messenger RNA from Macrosiphum euphorbiae (potato aphid), 702 nucleotides. The record is from the annotation of a GenBank genome assembly. Lineage: Eukaryota; Metazoa; Arthropoda; Insecta; Hemiptera; Aphididae.